Molecule: messenger RNA, 3237 nt
Organism: Thalassophryne amazonica
Lineage: Eukaryota; Metazoa; Chordata; Actinopteri; Batrachoidiformes; Batrachoididae
Gene: ganc
Product: glucosidase, alpha; neutral C
Exons: 25
Coding region: 60-2780 (906 amino acids)
Biological process (GO): carbohydrate metabolic process; N-glycan processing
Molecular function (GO): carbohydrate binding; alpha-1,4-glucosidase activity
Source: RefSeq, a predicted model, not a curated record
UCCGUGAUCGUCCAGACGAGAAACGAAAGAAAACCACUUAUUCUACGCGUUUGUCUGAAAUGGAAGUGACAGAGCCAGCCGUUAGUGGUAUUCCUGAUGCUGUUGCUCCUGAUGAUGGUGAUAAUAAAGACAGGUUCAAGAAAUGUGACCAGGUUAAUUUUUACAGGCGACAGAUUCAGGGUCCCAACUUGAUUCACCAAGCCCUUUUGGACACCAUGGUCCUCACAGAGAAGGGGGCACGGUUUCAGUUGUUGGAGCCUCAAUCACAGACGAGGCUGCUUCUCUCUGUGGUUCCUCAUAAAAGUGAGACUGUGAGGAUAUUAAUCGAUGAACUGCAGCCCAUUAAAGCACGCUACAGAGUCCCGGAUGUGAUCACCAGAGAACCGCUGUGUGACCCGCUGAGAGUGAGGAGUCGGACAGAGGAUUCUGUCACACUGUGUUGGUCUUCAGGUUGUCACCAGGUCCGUGUGUGGCGUUGCCCUUUCUGGCUGGAGAUCCUCUGUGAAGAGGAAGUGAUCGUUACCUUCAACUCUAAUGGCAAACUGUGGUUCGAGACUCUGCAGGAUCCAUCCAGGGUUCCAGCUCAUGGCAUUGAGCAGGACAGCUCAAGUUCAUUGUGGAAAGAAACUUUUAGAACAUUUGAAGACAUCAAAGCAAAUGGUCCCAGUAGUGUAGGAGCAGACCUCCGCCUGCACGGGUUCAACCAUGUGUAUGGUCUGCCAGAGCACGCUGACAGCCUGUGCCUCAAAGACACCAGAGAUGGUGGACCCUAUCGGCUCUAUAACUUGGACGUGUUUGCCUACGAGUUGUACAGCCGUCUUGGUCUGUAUGGCUCAGUGCCGCUGUUGGUGGCCCACAAGCCCGACCACACACUGGGUGUAUUUUGGCUGAAUGCAUCUGAGACUUUUGUUAACAUUCAAUACAGCCGCUUUAACCCUCAGAAUGAAGAUCAAGGCCCACAAGUGAAGCAGAGAUUAUUGCUGCCUCAGACUGACGUCCACUGGUUGUCAGAAAGUGGUGUGAUUGACUGCACAGUUUUGCUUGGACCCAGUCCACAAGAACUCUUCAGCCAGUAUGCUCAGCUGACAGGUUAUCAAGCCCUGCUGCCUCUGUUUGCUCUUGGGUAUCAUCAGAGUCGCUGGAGCUACAACAGCGAGGCUGACGUGAAGGCUGUAGAUGCCGGAUUUGAUCAUCACAACAUCCCGUACGAUGUAAUCUGGCUGGACAUUGAUCACACCAACGGGAAGCGUUAUUUUACAUGGGACCCUAUCCUUUUUCCUGAACCGGCUGAGUUGCAGCGCCAUUUAGACCAGAAGAACAGGAAGUUGGUGGUAAUAAGUGAUCCCCACAUCAAGGUGGACCCUGAGUGGUCCCUGUACUGCGAAGCCAGGGAUGGAGGACAUUUCGUCAAGGACAGAAAGGGACAGCUCUAUCAAGGCUCCUGCUGGCCUGGGAAGUCCUGCUAUCUUGACUUGAGUAAUGCAGUCACUCGAGCAUGGUACUCCAGACGGUUCGGCCUCGAUAAGUAUGAGGGAUCAACCGCAUCAUUAUUUGUGUGGAAUGAUAUGAAUGAACCAUCGGUGUUUGGCGGACCAGAGCAGACGAUGCCGAAAGACUCGGUGCAUUCUGGUGGCUGGGAACACCGGGAAUUACACAACCUGUACGGCUUUUACCAGCACAUGGCCCACAGCCGAAGGUCUGAUAUCAAGUUCAGGCGGCUCAGAGAGACCUUUUGUUCUGUCACGCCCUUCUUUCGCCGGAUCACAAGGUUUGGCAGGAGCCUAUGGACAGGUGACAAUGUCGCCAGUUGGGAAUACCUGAAGAUCUCAAUUCCAAUGCUUUUGUCCCUAAGUGUGGCAGGCAUUGUGUUUUGUGGAGCGGAUGUCGGUGGGUUUUUUAAAGAUCCAGAGCCAGAGUUGCUGGUGCGCUGGUACCAAGCAGCUGCUCUGCAGCCAUUUUUCCGUGGUCACUCCGCAAAAACGUCAAAGCGCCGUGAGCCUUGGCUGUUUGGGGACAAAGUCACAGCAGAGAUCCGCAAUGUGAUCCAACAGAGGUAUUGCUUGUUGCCCUUCUGGUAUACUUUGCUCCAUCAGGCACAUGUCGCUGGUCUGCCUCUGCUCAGGCCGCUAUGGGUGGAGUUUCCAAGGGAAGAGAGUGUCUUCAGUGUGGACAAUCAAUAUAUGAUUGGAGGAGCACUUCUCACCUGCCCUCUAACUGAACGAGAUGCUCAGGAAGUCAAAGUCUUACUUCCUGGAUCCAGUGAGCUGUGGUACGAUGUGCACUCUGCAAAGAUGUACAAAGGAGGCAGGACUCUGGCUCUUCCUGUGACCAUCAGCACGGUUCCGGUGUUCCAGCGGGGUGGCUCGGUGGUCUGCAGGUCAGUAGGAUGUGGCUCCUGUACGGCUGAAUUCCAGCAGCUCCCACUCUGCAUCACCGUGGCUCUAAACUCUCAGGGCGCCGCUGAUGGUGAGUUGUACGUGGACGACGGCCACUCCUUCAACUACCGAGACAGAAAGGCCUUCUGCCUGCAUAGGUUCAGCAUGCUGUCAGGUCGUCUGCGCUGCCGUCCUGCUAUUGAUGAAGGAACUUUGGACUGUGACCGUGUCGUGCAGUCAGUCAUCAUCAUGGGAUUGAAGAGCAAACCGUCCACUGUGAAAGUGCACGUGUCAGGUACUACCGAUACCUCGGUUGACUUUGAGCACUCCGAAACCUGCUGCAUGCUGACAGUGAGCAACCUAAACCUCAGGGUGGCGUCCAACUGGGAGAUGCUGAUAGAGUAACUGUUCAAUACCCCGCUCGUGUUCUUACUGAUGAGAAGAAAACCUUCAGUCCAGACAGUCCGGAUGGAAUCUUCUCAAUGCAUCUGUUUUAUUGACCACAGCUGGGAACACUCUGGGUGGAGUGUGUGUGCUCCUGUAUUAAAUUUAAAAUUUGAGCCUUUAAAAAAAAUACAUUUCACUGGUCCUUCCCAUGUCCCCUGGUUUUACUUGAUAUAACCAGUGUUCAUUGAGUGGAAAUGGAAGCUUGCUCAAGUCGACAAGGAGUUUUUUUGAAGUGAGAAUAGUUGUUGCUAAAAUCUCUUGUCCUGAGCUGAAUAAAAUGUGCAGCGUCGCUGGAACGCAUGCUUUAUGCUUGGUUCUUUUAUUCUUCAGGGUCAUGUUCCUUGUUGUCUGAGACAAUGCUGACAUUGAAGCUGUGGUGUUUUACAUAACCUGACCUUCUCUGAACACACAAAGU